Ilyonectria robusta is the source of this 947-nucleotide messenger RNA. Its product is annotated as kinase-like domain-containing protein. Bases 26 to 832 code for a protein of 268 amino acids. Gene Ontology annotation, cellular component: IRE1-TRAF2-ASK1 complex. Gene Ontology annotation, biological process: IRE1-mediated unfolded protein response; protein phosphorylation; intrinsic apoptotic signaling pathway in response to endoplasmic reticulum stress. Gene Ontology annotation, molecular function: ATP binding; protein serine/threonine kinase activity; RNA endonuclease activity. The record is from RefSeq and is a predicted model, not a curated record. The transcript has a single exon. Lineage: Eukaryota; Fungi; Ascomycota; Sordariomycetes; Hypocreales; Nectriaceae.
AUUUAAGCAAUCGCUCGCGGGCAGCAUGAGAGUCAUCCAGUCAAAUGAAUCUUUUAAACUUGUCGAAGGGAAACUCCAAUUCCAGUACGUCAAAGGCAUUAUACGCCACCAAAACGUCUUGUAUGCCGCGAAAUGGAACAGUCGAAGGGAACUGCCAGCCGAUUUUUCCGGGCUUCAUGAUGUGAAGCAAGUAGACACAGAAGACAGGGGUCCAGAAAUGCAACCCGACUGGACGAUAGCGGAAGAGCAAGAUUGCUAUGUCAAGACGCCCAACCUCCUUGCAUACGCUGAAGCGCCCAACCUCGAGAAUCUCAUCCUCCAGGAAAUUGAGACGUGCGAGAUUUUAAGAAAGCACCCACAUCCAAAUAUUGCUCUAUACUACGGUUGUCGAGAAACCAGGGGACGGGCAUCUGGGCUUUGCUUCAAGCGAUAUACAACAACUCUUGCCAGUAAAGUCAACCCUCAACAUUUAAACAAGUCGGCCUUUCUUUCAAGUGGACGGCCUUACGUGGACGAUAAAAUUAAGCAAGCUCUUGGGGGAAUAAAAGAAGCCAUCGAUCACAUACAUUCCCUUGGUAUUGUCCACAACGACAUAACGCCCGCAAAUAUUAUGCUUGGCGAGGAUGGAACAAUGGUCCUCAUCGACUUUGACAGCUGUCGCCGCAUUGGGGAGGAGUUGCGUGGCAAAGAUGGAGCCGGGACGAAGAGGACAUACCCGUGGCAUAAUCCAAAGGUCACCAUUUCAUCGGAGAGCAAUGAUCUUGAUGCUUUUAUGGAGUUAGAGACUUGGUUAUUUGGUACCUCGGCUGAUGACUUUCUAUUCAAGUCUUAGAGGUGGUGUAACCUGUUGAGAACGAGGAGAUACAGGGCUUGUCACAAUUGGAACAAUGAUGUAUGUAAUAACUUUUUUCGUUAUUCGUCAAAAGGGAAUAUUCUAUGAAUUCCAC